Messenger RNA from Exophiala aquamarina CBS 119918, 4542 nucleotides. RefSeq lists its product as uncharacterized. Gene Ontology annotation, molecular function: transcription coregulator activity. The record is from RefSeq and is a predicted model, not a curated record. Gene Ontology annotation, biological process: regulation of transcription by RNA polymerase II. Bases 1 to 4542 code for a protein of 1513 amino acids. NCBI's taxonomy places the organism in Eukaryota, Fungi, Ascomycota, Eurotiomycetes, Chaetothyriales, Herpotrichiellaceae. Gene Ontology annotation, cellular component: mediator complex. The transcript has a single exon.
AUGACAUCGAACCCGCCGGCCGAACCGCGGCCUCCAUCGUUAAAACGUCCUCCCGAUCAACUCCGACCACCUCAUGAGAGACACCCCAGCAAUCCUUUUCUAUCGGCUGCACGGGCACCUCAGAUUCAAACACAAGUCGUGGAUAACAAUGUGGAGGACCGGCCAGCGAAGAGGCGAAAGGUUGAGCUGACUUCCGCCACUAACCAGGCUGCCGUCACCACCAACAAUGCCAAUUCGACUUCCAUCCCGACCCAUUACUUGGUGGAGAACCAGGUGCCACACUUCCACUUGGUCCAGAUGUCGAAUGUCAGCCCUGAGAUCAUAACCCAGGGGGGAAACAACGAGCAAGAGAAAGCAAGUGACACAGAAGCCCCGGAACUACCACCUCGGCCCUGGAACACCUCACAGCAUUCGAAUGUCCCUGACGAGCCUAAGCCGAGCCAUCGAUCGCGCGUCCAUAUCCCUGUCCCAACCACCCCGGACUCCAUGAAAGAGCCGUCCUGUGUGCCUCAUUUCGUCAUGCAACGACCAGCUGGCUUCUUCCCGUGGACGGGAAAACACCCCGAAGAUCUUCUAAGCGAUAUGACAGUCAAACAAGGCUAUUUCGACAAGCCACCCAACCCAACCGAGAAAGAAUUAAACACUGCGCGUGUUCCACUAUACAAUGCUUUCAAGCACAAGUCCGGGGUAGACAACCUCUCCAUUCUCUUCUCGCUGGUUCUGGAUCAAAGGAAUCAACAUGGCCUCAUCAGUUCCGUGUCCAACUUCAAACCUCCUCCGCGAGUCACUCUUACCGAGGCCAAACGGAAAUCAUGGAUCUCAGACUUGGCCAAUGCAGAUGUUCCUUUACGAAGACUGAGCCGGACCAUUCCCCAAGGUAUUCGAGGUCAAAUCUUGCUAGACCAGUGUUUACAACAUUCUGUCCCACUCAGCCGCGCUAUCUGGUUCGCCAAGUGCGUUUGUGCCAACGAGAUUCGCACCUUGAAACGAAAAGGAACUACGCCUGCUGUGGCUAUUGGGGCAGAGUAUAAAUGGCUUCGAGAAUGGACCAUCAAUGUGGAGCAAUUCAUUGAGGCACAGCUGGACCAGAGUCGUGUUCCAGAUUGGCGUUCUUAUAUUCAAUAUGCGCUUCGGUUGGUGACUCGUCUCUAUUUGGAGAAUCUACUGGAUAGGGAUCACUACUUGGAUUGGAUUGUCAAGUCUUUUGGUUCCGCGAAAGUAGAGGCGGUCCCCUUUUGGCUUAUGGUGAUUCAGAUAUAUAAAGACGACCUGACGCAUUUCCGAAAGCGGGGGAGGAAGCUGGCCGAGGCAUUCCUGGUGAGAUACGACGCCAUCAAAAAAUCCGCUAUUCCUGCAGAGACCCCCCUACAACAGAAACUCCAUCAGAUGUUACGGGGACUGCUCUUUUCCCGGCCUAACAGCUUUCUCAUGCCGGGCAAAUGGCCCGAGUAUGUCGCCGUGGUGGAAUCAUGCCUCGAUUUGGACUCCCCUCCAGAACGCCAUAUUCUGUCCCAACUGAACAGGAUCAAUAAGAGGGCCAUGGGCUACAAUAGGCGGGAACUUUCUUCUCAACGGUCACCCGAACAGGCUGUGAUCGAGAUAUUGGACUCUGCAGUUGCACCCUACGACGUUCCUGUCCUUGGUCAAACUCUAGCAUCUGCCUGCGGCAAUACGACACUCCUCAUCUCUACAUGUCUUGGUUGGGCAAUGACACGUUUUCGGCAUGCCACUUCUAGGAUCUUCUUGUUCGCCCGUCUCGUGAAACGUUGGCAGAAAGCCGGUCACGAUGUUGACUCCAUCAUUCUCAACUAUAUCUCGGCGUGUCGCUCUGGGAAGGUCUCGGUUGAUGGCGCCGCCUUGAAGCAGUUGACGGCUCAGCUCUCGCGGUCGGGUUUGUUCCCGGUCGGAAAAUAUAUUCAAUGGCUCAUGGUCCGAGGCUUGCCCGAGAAGGGUUCGAUUACAUCUCAGAACUUGGGUAUUGGCAUAAAGCCAGAUAGCAUUGCGACAAGCAAUGGUUCGGUCGAUUUUGAUCCUGCCCAGCUUCUACUUGACAUAUCAUUACAACAUGUCGAAGAUCACACAGUCAAUCUCCGAAGCUCCGUGCUGAGUCGGGCCGGGUUUGAUAUUGAAGGAGAGGAUCGUCUUGUUCAGGGUUGUCGAAGGGCCAUUUUACAAGAACUGAGACGCCGAGGUCCAAGACUCCAGGCAAAGUCUGAUGGCCAAGAUCAUCCAGAGCCGGCAUUUUCACGACUGCCCUGGACUGUGCGAUCAGCAGUAUCAAUCUGGCUUCGUUCACAGGUUGCUGAGGCGGUUGCGGCUAGUGCACCCAGCGCAGACGCUCACGCAAUACUUACCAGUCACAUGAUGAUCAACUGCGAACAGUUCUACUAUAUUCGGCAUGUUCUCGAAGCAUUGGAAGACGAAGCCAUCCUUGCAGAUGUGAUUGGUAUUUUGAGCUGCACACGCGAUGAAGAAUUACUUUCUUCUCUCGUGGCCACACUGCAAUAUCAUGGUGAUGCAUUCUCUGCUCUGGGCGCCCUGGAGCCGCUACAACGCCAGAUCUGCCAGAUCUACAUGAGUUGGAGGGCAACUCGACCGACCAUGCCACAUUUGGCCACGGCACUUCUCGAUCUCUGCACUAGCUUUCCAAUCAAGGUUCCCUCAGUCAAAUUACUACAGCAAGAUCUCGUGCGAGGAGAUCGUGGACGUGCCGUUGCAGCAUGCUCCCCGUACUCCGAUGGCAUCGCGGAAUCCCUUCAGCAGGCAGGAGCCACAUUCAUCGAAGAUUUCGAGGCGAUUCUGCAAUCGGAACCUAACAUGAACGAGCAGACGAUGAAUGGAAUGUUUACCGUGCUGACGGAUCGGAUCGAGAAGCAGCAACAUGUCCCAGAAGAUGGCUCGACCUUAUUUUCGUUCUGUCAGCUUCUGAGCCGCUUGAAACUGUGUCGGAAAGUCCAAGGCGAUGCUCUUGUUAAGAAAUGGUUUUCUCGAUUGGUUACAGCGCUUGAAGGGGCUUUUGGGACGGCGCUUGUCAGGGACCUGGUUGCCACUGGAUGUCUAGGCUUCGUCAGUCUGUUUGAGGCUUUGAGCCUGAGUAAAAUGGAUUCGAGGAAGAGCAAGCCUGUCAGAAAUAUCUUGAUUGAGGCUUUGGGUUUAUCCCCAAACUCGCGUGAGGAUCCAGUCAUCUAUCAUGUUCGAACGAAAUGGUGGGAAUAUGUUGGACGAGAACCACGAGCCGCUUUGGAAGUUCUGUGUGAUGUGGGAGUCAAGAACGAACUACAAGCCUCUGAAAGGAUGUUGCUGGCGUCUCUCGUGAGCCACGAUUCGACUCAUUCACCUCUGAUGUCUGCGCAGGCUAGCGAGUGGGCUGUCAAGGCGCUCGACAAAUUGCUCCUCGGUUCGAACGGCACCAAAAGGGGAUCAGAUCUUCGGGCCUUGUUUGGGUCGAUUGAUAGCUUUUCGCAUCGGUUUGUUCAGCUCAGAUUUUCACUCAAUACCCCAUUGACGUCCGGCAAAGCCACUGGACCUGACGGUGAAGAACUUGCCAAUGGACUAUUUGAGGCGCUGGAGCAGCAAGUGGGUGGAGAUGCCGGUGUUACAGGCGACGUUUCACGAUUCUCGCAACUCCUUCAGACAGUAGGAACGGAUGCGGCCAAUCAAUUGCGACACAAGAUUGAAGCUGAAUUCCUCGAGGCCUUGCCCAAAACUCCCUGGAACAAGGUGGCCAGUCCGCUAACGGCUACCUUCCCGAGCGAUGUGCACCACUUGGCGUCGAUUGUCGAGCGAGCAUUUCAAGUUUGCACACCGGCAACGACGGCAAUGCCUGGAUUCAUGUCACAAGUGAUUGAUAAGCUGUCGCAUCAUAUAAAAUCGGUCGGAACCCAGGUGUCUCCAUCUGGUGCGCCGGUUAUUCCAGGACUUUCAGGUUGUACUGCCAGCAUGAGUCCAGCGCCCGGGCUGAAUAUCACAUCGAGUCCGAUGCCUACGCCAUCUGAAAAUGUCCCUGUGGCGGUGCCGUCGUGGAUCCUCGAAUAUCUUCGGUGCAUGUUGCAGAUGAUAUGUCUACAGCGAACAGGACUGAUCUUGGCCGGACGAUCAUUGAAUGGGAAACAAGCGCAGCAAGAACAGGUGCAACUUCUCGUCCGAUUGGCGUUGAUCGCGUCACAGCCUAUAUUUACAUCACCGACCAUAAGCUUCAGCGGUAAGGAUGAACAGCAGACGGCGCGCGGGAUCCGAGAAUUCAUCCUCGACGUGAUCGCAACCAUUGUGGAUGAAGCCAGCGAUGAAGUCAAAUUGCUGAGCGGCAAGAUGUUGAAGGAUAAGCUCCACCGAGAAAAUCGGCUUGUACACCUCUUUGGCAGUGUCAAUGGCAUGGGCUCAGUGCAGACUCAUGACGCUGGCCAUGGGCUUUUGAUCAGUAAAGAGGGCAAGGGAGUCCUGGGUGAUUGGAAGCCGAGGGUUUGGGAGGUCAUCGACCAUGGCAGUGGCAAGGAGAGCGAGACAAGCCUUGGGUUGGGGUUGUUUGGUGCCCGACUUGGAUAG